Caenorhabditis remanei is the source of this 1068-nucleotide messenger RNA. RefSeq lists its product as uncharacterized. Lineage: Eukaryota; Metazoa; Nematoda; Chromadorea; Rhabditida; Rhabditidae. The record is from RefSeq and is a predicted model, not a curated record. The transcript is spliced from 7 exons. Gene Ontology annotation, biological process: detection of chemical stimulus involved in sensory perception; sensory perception of chemical stimulus. Gene Ontology annotation, cellular component: membrane. Bases 1 to 1068 code for a protein of 355 amino acids. Gene Ontology annotation, molecular function: olfactory receptor activity; G protein-coupled receptor activity.
AUGAACGCCACCCGGUACAAACCCCCAGAGCUUAUGAUGGUCUGUGCCAAUGAAGUUCAGUUGGCACAGCGAAACUCAAUUUGGUUCCAACUUAAUGUUGGAGCAAAUACUAUUCUCGCCAUUGGAACUGUUGUUACCUCUGCAAUAUUCUUCCACCGCCUUUUCAAGAAAAAGUCCCACUUUUCUUCUUCAAUGAAUGUACUGUUGGGAGUGAAUGUAUUGACCUCCAAUCUCCAUUCCUUCAUCUAUGGCUAUAUUCAGUACUGGUCUCUCAUCCGAGCUCUUCUCUACCACGAUCAGCCGUGUAAAAUCAUGUUCAACGAAUACGAGUGCUUCCCAUACUACUCCCUCAAUAUCCUCUCCCGACUGAUGAUGAUAACGUUAUACUGUGCUCAGACCUUCAAUAUGCUCGUCAUUGGCAUCUAUCCUUCUCUCCCAGAAUCCAAGAUACGUGGAUUCGCAUUGGUCGCCAUCGCUCUGAUCAGUUCUGUCGGUCUCUGCGAGAUUAUCACCAAUGACGGUCCAAAUGAUAAUAUUCAAGGAAACUGUCUGCAAAGACAAGGAAGGAAUCUGGAUGAGUUGAAGGAGCAGCUCUUCACUUACCUUCGUAUCAGCUUUGGAGUUUUUGUGGCAAGUAAUGUGGCUCUGGGUUUGACUUACUGGAGAAUGAAAACCAAAUCGAACAGUACAGUCUCAAAGAAGUAUCAAUCGAUUGCGAAUUACAAUGCAUCCAUCGUCCUCUUAGUCAUCACUGCUCUCGUCAUGAUCGCCCUCGGUGUCUACUCAUACGCUACCGCCUAUAUCGUAGACCAUGUUAAGGAAAUCGACCCGGUCAACGUUGGACUAUGGACCAUGUGGCUCUACACCUACACCAUCGCCGAAUUCGUCCUCCCUGCUGCUCUUCUCUUGAUCCCUGCAAUCAUCAAACGACAAAGAAAAGUCAAAGUCGCCGCUCUGACCGCACCAAUGACUCCAGCUGAAGAACAGGCCAAGUACUUCAAAUCGUUGGCAAACGAUUGGGAUGCAGAGCUCGCGAGGAAGUACCCCGAGUUGGCACCAGUCGCAUGA